This is a messenger RNA of Pleurotus ostreatus (oyster mushroom), 2127 nucleotides long. RefSeq lists its product as uncharacterized. NCBI's taxonomy places the organism in Eukaryota, Fungi, Basidiomycota, Agaricomycetes, Agaricales, Pleurotaceae. The record is from RefSeq and is a predicted model, not a curated record. Gene Ontology annotation, cellular component: cytoplasm. The coding region runs from base 1 to 2127 and encodes 708 amino acids. Gene Ontology annotation, biological process: peptidyl-serine phosphorylation; autophagy. Gene Ontology annotation, molecular function: ATP binding; protein serine/threonine kinase activity. The transcript has 2 exons.
AUGUCUCCGAAGAGCAGCCCCAAGCCUUCCGCACUACACCCCCAAGUGGGAACCCUCAUCGACGACGGUGGACUCGAGCUCGUUGAGGUACUCGGCGUUGGAGGUUAUGGCGUCGUGUAUCGUGCCGUUGACGUCCGCUCUCCGCGUCACUCGUACGCCGUCAAGUGCCUUCUGCAUCAUCAGAGGUCUUACCGACAACGCAUCGCUCACAUUCGCGAAAUUGCCCUUCACCAGAUCGCCUCUGCUCAUCCCAAUGUCGUGACGCUCCACCGCGUGUUGGAGGAAGAAGAUUACACGUACAUCGUGAUGGACUACGCUAGCGACGGCGAUUUGUUCACCCAAAUCCUUCACGAAGCUCGGUAUCAAGGCGAUGACUAUAUCAUCAAGCAAGUCUUCUUGCAGCUCCUCGACGCAGUGGAAUAUUGCCAUUCCCUCGGUAUUUAUCACCGUGACCUUAAGCCUGAAAAUAUUCUAUGCUUCGACAAAGGGAUGCGUGUUGCAGUCACAGACUUUGGUUUGGCGACUAGCGACAAAAUUAGCGAAGAUUUUCGCACUGGAAGCGUCUACCAUAUGAGUCCAGAGUAUGCUCGACGCUUCUCUAACCCUUCCAAACCAACGUACUCCCCAAUGUUUAAUGAUAUUUGGUCAUUGGCCAUCGUACUCCUGAACCUUACCACUGGUCGCAAUCCAUGGAGGUCAGCUUCUGUAGCCGACCCAACCUUCCAAGCUUUCCUUCGAGACCCCCAAAAUUUCCUCCCGACUGUCCUCCCCAUCUCCCCCGAAAUCAACGCAAUACUAGUCCGCAUGCUCGCCUUGGACUGGAGACAGCGCAUGACCAUUCCUGAGCUUCGCAUGGCCCUGGCUGAGGUUGACUCGUUCUACUGCCAAGAUGUCAUCUUCGACGGAAGCAUGGCGAAGUGCGUGUGGGAGGCUGGUGUUCAAAUAUCCGAAGAUUCGACGAUGAGGGAGUCUACCGGCGAGCACGUGUCGCAGGCCACCGACCUUAAGUCUCGCUGGAGUGCAGAGUCCAAGUCUAGCUCGGAUAUCGUGUUCGCUAGGGAGAACAGUGAAGUUCCCUCUGAUCGCUGGCGAGAGCGGGAGCAAUCUUCAGCCAAUGCAACAUGGGACCAUAUACCGACUAUGUCUGCCGUAUCCAGCCCCAUCAACGUGGCUGCGUCCACCGUCGCCUCUUGCGCCACCGCUUCGGGGCCCUCUAGCGGCUCCUCAUACGAUUCUCACGACUCUGAGUCCCAUGUUCCUUCAUUACCCUCUACCCCUAGCGAUUUCAGCUCCACAUUCGAGCGUGCCAAACUUCGAAAGCAGCUUCUCACUAUCGAUACCUCAGCGUAUACUCGACCCCCGCGUUACUAUGAUCCUGGUCACUCUCAGUCCGACGAACACUCCAUCAUGCAUACCGCCCUUGACGAUGAAUCCUCCUACUACCUUGCUAGCUCUAUAUCGCACAACAUGGCGUCGCCGGGUGCCGUCAUCGCGACACCGGCCAUUGACGACAAGGAAAUGGGAUCCCCCUGCCAGUGGGACUUGGGAGAUGUCGAGCCGUCGGUGCACAUGUACCCCAGCAGUAGGAAUUCUUUGGACCACAACAGCAUGGUGUGCGAAGACCCUAUGUCCGUCUCCCCCAUCAUUAGCGACUACUGGUCCUCUUCGCGAAGUCAGGCCAUACCGAUCCCUCCCCCACGAGAUCAACAAUGUCAGCCUCAUCACAUUCCCCCUUACGAUACCAUGACCGACUAUUCUUUUUUUUCAAGGCCAGACGGUCGCGACGCACAGCAGCCCCGAGGGUUCUACGCCAACAAAAAUAACAAAACUACCAAUAUCUUCAAUCCGGUCCGGUUCUUUCCUCGUCCUAGCUCUCCAUCACCUCCGUCGCCUUUCUCGCGUGCCCACGAACGUCGCAUCUCGGACCCGGUAUCUACUAUGGCGCCGUAUGAGGCGACGUCUCCGUGCCAUGUUGAGAAUUGGUGCGCCUUCUCGCCCCCGGGGACCAAGCAAUCGACGAUCCCGCUCCCCACACGAGAAACCGAUUACCGUCGCGAAGCGCGGCUACGCUCACCGCGCCGAUGGUUUUCUCCCGCCCGACUCUUUUCCGGAACGGGUGCUUCUUGA